Messenger RNA from Mycosarcoma maydis (corn smut), 690 nucleotides. RefSeq lists its product as uncharacterized. Lineage: Eukaryota; Fungi; Basidiomycota; Ustilaginomycetes; Ustilaginales. The transcript has a single exon. The record is from RefSeq and is a predicted model, not a curated record. Bases 1 to 690 code for a protein of 229 amino acids.
AUGCGCCAGCGCUACGAUUCCAUUCACGCGCCGCCACCCAGCCUCUCGGUAGGCGACUGGGACUGGCUCGAGCUUUACGACGGUUACUCGCUCCCUCACUCCCUUGCUCCCUUGCUCCCUCACUCCCUCACUCCCUCACUCCCUCACUCCCUCACUCCCUGCUGCCGCCCGAUCUCCGUCCAGGCGUUCAGCGGGUCGACUCUUACCCCAUCAAGCGAGUCGUCAGCACCCCCGCAUACGAGCUCGACCUGCCGUCCUCAAGUCGUCUGCAUUCGGUACUCUCGAUCCAGCACCUCGAGCCUUACAUAUCGUCCGACAAGCCGAUCACUUCCGCGACGAUCGCAGCGAUCCUCAAGGAACGUCGAACACGGCGUCGUGGCCGUCAAUAUUUGGUCCGUUUCGACCACGCUGGACACGACAAGUGGGUGCCGGAAAGCACUGUCACCAACCCAGCCGUGCUCGAUCGACCCUGACGCCGGCUUCUCGAAACGGUUUUGGGUUGGUCCGUAUCUGCACCGCACCUCGCCCCGAACUAGCAUCGUCCAUGUCGCUCCUCACUCAUAUCCUUUCUCGUUCGUAGUCUCGUCUCUUCGGAGGGUCAGUGUCACAUGCGGAUGUCUUCUCGCACGUGACAUCCGACAUGACCUCACCCGAGUUCCGACAUGUAGUCGCAGGCUAGCUAUCGGCUAG